CCGUUGCCACAGCAACAUACUGCAACGAACACCAGGGCGUCCUCAAAAGAAUGGCAGAAGUUCGGUCACAUCUCGAAGAUUCUGGCAUACAUCUGCCAAAAAUGAAAGCAGUUCAAUUUCAGAACAAGGCAUCUUUGCUUUGUCAAUAUAAAGUGGUUGCAAAGGAAAACAAACCAAGACGGGUAACGCCAUCAGCUUUCAUCCAGAACAUGCUGCAGUCCACAGAGGAACGCCUGAAUAACACCACAGAGGUGAACCCACCACGCAUUCUCGAGUGGUUUGACAUGAGCAACACCCUUCAUCAAAAAUUUUCAUUGAUUCACAUGGAGAGACCACUUUUCCAGCCCUUCCCUUCAGAGCUGGUUUUCCAGAACUUUACUCCAUUACAGACUUAUAAGCUGCCGCUGAUCCUCCUCAACAAUGACAAGGUUUUACGGCAUGUGAAACUGGAACAGCAGGAGUCAGAAGACUUCUUUGUAGUGGGUCCAGUCAAUUCAGGCAGCAAAGUGGCCCCAGGAAUGAGUAUAACUUUCACUGUUGGCUUCACUCCCAAGGAGAACAAGGACUAUGAGGGCAGACUGAUCUGUGUAACAGAGAGAGAGAGGUUUGAGAUCCCAGUCCGUGCUAUCGGGCCCCGUGCCAUUUUGGACUUUCGAGAUGAGAUUUUUUUCCCAAUUUGUCUGGUGAAAGCCUUCACACAGAAAACUCACCUUCUCCGCAACAUCGGAAACAGCCAGGCAAAGUUCAAACUGCACACUCAGCGGCCUUUCUCUGUAAAACCCUCCUUUGGGACCCUUGAUGUUGGCGAGAGCUUGCAGGUCACUGUUAGCUUCCAUCCUUUAACUGUAGGCGACCAUCGGGAAGAUCUACUUCUGCACUACCACACAGGUGAGGAUGUGUUCAUCAGCCUGUGUGGAUCCUGUGAGGAACUGGACAUUCACCUGGAACCUGAGUGUGUCACGCUGAAGAGGACUUACAUUGGUCUGACAAAUGUUCACACAGUAUCGCUGACUAACAGCAGCGACACUACUCUUCAGUACUGUUGGACCAUGUGGCCCAUCCAGGAAGUGGAGGAGCAGAGUUUGCCAGGGAAAAACUCAGUGCUCCUGCAGGAGGAGAAGGAGGAGGAGUCGAAGGGCCAGAGGCUUUUUGAAUGCGAGUCUAGCUCCACAGCGGCCCACCACUAUUCGGUGCAAUCCGGAGCCCUGCAGGAGAAUGGGAGCCAAGCUGCAGAGAACCAUCUCCUAAGCUUUACAUUCGGCUGCAUUGCUGUGACGCCUUUGAAGGGUGAGAUAUGGCCAAACACCACUGCACAGUUCAGCAUCGUCUUUAAACCAGAGGAAGCCAAAAUCUACCAACACACCGUGUACUGUGAUGUGACAGGUCGUGAAUCGAAUCUACCACUCACAAUCACAGGGGAAGGCCUCGGACCUGAACUGGAACUUAGCUAUAGCCUGAUGGACAUGAACAAUGUUUUUAUAGGCGACAAAGACCAAUAUGACGUGCAGAUGUCAAAUGUAGGGUUCAUUGAAGCUCUUUUCAGGUUUUCAGUGCCUGACACCACAUUUGGACGCUGCUUCUCCAUUAGUCCGGUGGAGGGUGUUGUUCCUCCUGGAGCCUCCCAAAAUGUAAAAGUCACCUUCCAGAGCAGCAACUUGGGGACAUUCUCAGAGGACUUGCUACUAAACGUAAAUGGACAGCCUCACCCUCAUACCUUGACCUUCAGGGGUUGUGUUAUCGGACCAACAUUCCACUUCAAUGUGUUUGAGCUUAAUUUCGGAGAUGUAGCGUUUGGUUUCCCAGCUACAUUGACAUGUACCCUUUUCAACACAUCCUUUGUGCCAAUGAAUUUCUCUCUGCGUGUCCUGGGGGAUGGGUCGGGCUCCCAAAGUGUAAGCAGUUCCAGCCAAGUGUCCAAUUUGUCACAUAAGAACUGGAAAGGCCAUGCUGCUCGUGUCCGGCCAGUGGAGUUUACCAUCAUACCUGCUGCUGGUUCUGUGAGGGCCAUGUCUGAUGUCAACAUUAAGGUGACACUUUGCUCGAACACGGUGAAGGUUUACCGCCUGGCUCUUGUGGUGGAUGUUGAAGGUGUUGGACAGGAAAUCAUGACUCUGCCCAUCAAUGCCAGGUGUGCUGUGCCUGAAAUUGUAGUACAGCCUCCAGUUCUAGACUUCCAAAGGUGCUUCCUCCGUCACCCGUACAAGCGACAAAUACGGCUGAUUAACCCCAGUCAUCUACCCGCCUGCUAUGAAAUUCUAGACCAGAAGCUUGACGAAGACUUCUCAGUGUUUUUUAGCAGCCCUGCACCCAAAGGACUUCUUCUUCCAGGCAGCUCAGCAGACCUUCCUGUCCUCCUGCAGGCUCAGGCUAUCGGGGAGCUGCAUCACACUCUGCGUAUUGCCAUUUUUGGCAGUCCCCAGCAACCACUUGAGGUGCUACUGUCAUGCUUUGGGCAGGGACCUGUGGUUCAUCUUCAAAACACACAGAUCCACUUUGGCAGAAUUGCAGUUCUGAAAGAUGUUGCUAGACCGCUGCAACUGUUCAAUCAGUCUCCUAUUCCCGCCCACUUCACUGUUCGAAUGAACCAUCGAGGGUCAUUUUGGAGGGUUGAACCCAGUGAGGGUGAAGUGCCAGCAGAGAGCCAGCUGGUGCUGAAGGUGGUGGCUCACCUGAAGGACACUCUUCAGUUCCAGGACAAGUUGAAAGUUUCUAUCCAGGACAGUCAGACUCUAAUCGUCAGUGUUUCAGCCACAGGCACUGGCACUACGAUUGUCAGCAACAGACCGUUAGGCCCAAACCUUGACCUCGGCACAUUCUUCAGCCAUGGGUUGUGCCAGUACCACUUUAAGUUGACCAACCAAGGCCAGCGGGUUCAUCGAAUGUACUGGAAGAUUGACAGCAGCCCUCCCUCUAAAAGACAUAAAGAAAAGAGCUUACCAGAGAAAUCGUUCCUGCCCCCCAUCUCAACUACCAGGCAGAGAGAUACUCUUAGCUAUGGGUCUUCACUCCCCUCCAGCAGAGAGAAACCAAUGUUUAGCCUUAGCCCGUCUCGUGUUGAGCUUUUUCCUGGCUGCUCAGCUGACAUGGUACUGACAGCAACCUCAGACUCUCCCCAGGUUGUGCGUGAGCGUCUGGUGUGUCAUGGCAUUAUUGGUCGGCAGGGCUCUCAGGAGAUCAUCAUGACUGUAGAUCUUACCUGUCGUUUUGUUGCCCCCGUUCUGAGUAUUCCAACAAAGAAGUUGAAUUUCUUUAUGAAGAAGGUCAAAGGGGAGAAGCUGCCUCUUCUUUUUGAGAAGCUGCUCCUGAAGAAUGUGUCAUCUUUGUCUUUGUCCAUUGAGCUCAAACUUGGAGAACCUUUCUUUCUGUGUGAUGCCUCUGGAGAACAAAGCUCAGCUACAAAAAAGUCAUUAGUGUUGGGUGAUGGGAAACAGGCUGAAUUAUGGGUAUGUUUCAAUCCAAGUUUCUGUCAGGAUCGACAGUCACGUGUUGUGGAUGAGUAUCUUGACAUAAUUUACUUGGGACAUCCUCAACAAGAUGUGGUGGAGUUGCAUGCAGAGGUCCACUUCCCCAACCUCCACUUCUCCUCCACUAUGGUUGAUUUUGGUUGCGUGUUCAACGGCACAGAGACUCACAAAGUACUCACUGUCACCAACUGUUCUCUGCUUCCUGUGUCGUAUCACUGGGCUUUUCUGGACAACCACGAACAACCAAAGAUCAGAAAGUCUGAGAUAGUGGAUGAAAGGAAGAGAAGACAGGUUGAAGAGUGGAGGAAGAGCCCAUCUCCAGCCCCCCGUCAUGCUCUUCCUCAAAGCCCCAAACCUGAUAAAGAGGAGCAGAGCAUUGAGCUGCACCCUGUGUGUCUGGAAGAGGUUUUUGACAUACUGCCAAUGUUUGGUGAUUUGCAACCUGGAGACGAGCAGUUUGUCACAUUCUCAUUCUUCGGUCAUGAGAACAUCAGCAGGGAGGUGGUGGCGCAGUGCCGCGUAAAAGACGGGCCAACGUAUGAAGUCCAGCUCAGGGGAGAAGCCUCAGAGAUCCGAUUCAGCCUGGAUUCCACUUGUCUUGACUUUGGUCUGCUGCUUUUUCACAGUGUCGGAGAAAUUGGUUUUACCUUAAGGAACACCGGGAAGGUAGGCUUUGAAUUCAGCUUUAUAAACACUGAGACAGAAGAGGGGGAGGCUGAUAAGGAGGCAAGCAAACAGAUGAAAGUGCUUAAAGAAGUACAGAAACAGAUAGACCUGGGGGCCCUGCAGGUCUGGCCUGGGAAGCCCCUGCUUAUUCCAGCUGCGGGACACAUUAAUGCAGGCACAGAGCUGCAUGUGCGUGUGCUCUACCUCCCUGGCAUCCCUGAGGUGUUUCAGAAGCAGCUUCAGCUGCAAGUUGCCUUCUUGCCACCAGAGGACAUCACUCUCAGGGGCAUGGGAGUCUUCCCUAGGAUUAGUCUGAAUUUACCACGAGACUUGUCUGAAGAGUGUUACAGCAACCAACUCGAGCAAGCUAAAGCAACAGUUGAGGCCGCCCGGGAUGAGAACCCAGAGGCUUUUUGCACAUUCACAGAUGAAGAGCUGCUUUACAUGGAAAUGGAGAAUAUCCUAAUCAGAGAAAAAGCUCUCAUCACAUCAGAGACUCUGCUGAAUCUCCACCAUUCACACAGCUUCUCACCAGAGCUACACAGCCUAAGCGAGUUGGAGCUCCCAGAAUACGUUUUGGAUUUCGGGUUUGUCAUUCCUGGCAAAGAUGUCAGUCAGACUGUGAAUGUCACCAAUAAUGGACUCAUCCCAGUGUCUUUUCAUGCCAACUGCAAGCGACUGACAGGAACAGGCUUUGCGGCAGAUUUAAAAAAAGUGAAGGACUUGCCGUGUGGUGAGGCUGAGACUUUCUCUGUUAAAUUUGACCCUCAAAGAGCCAAACUGAAGAUGGGCAAUGCUUGUGUUCUUCUGCCAAUACAGGUCUCAGGCGGUCCAGUUGUACGGGUGCGGUUGUGCGCUGAGGUCACCAUGCCAACCAUCACAGUGUCUGAGAGCGCACUGCAAUUUGACAGCGUUCAGUGUGGCAUGUGUCAGAUGAAGGCCAUCCAGCUGUCAAACCAGCAGGCAGUGCCUUGUCGCUGGAGAAUAGCCGAGGAGGUGAAGCCAGUUAAAAAGAUUGACAAGUUCCUGCCCCUGAACAUGCGCAGAAAAGCCAUGCUGGAGCAGCAGCCUCCUCCAGCUGUGUUUGAAUGUAUUCCCACCUCUGGUGUGCUCCUCCCUGGUGAAAGAAGCAACGUCUUUAUCAAGUUUACUCCGGACGAAGGGUGCUUAUACAACAGGAGGCUGCAGGUCUGCGUGGAUGACAGCACUCAGCGAGUGUUCAUAGCAGCUCAUGGUCAGGGUGAAGAACCGCAGCUCGAGUUCUGGCCGUCCGUACUGGAAAUGGAUCCGUGUCUUCCUUGCUUUAUUGAGGCUGAAGCUGAGGUCACAGUCAGAAACCCUUGCUCCUUCCCUGUCGAGUUUUACUCCCUGGAAUUCGAUACUCAGUAUUUAGAAGAAGAAAAGGUCCUUCGUUUGAUGAAGGAAUACAAUGAGAACAACCUUUUGCUGCUUCCUCCGAGGCUCCCUGAAGAAGGUCUUCCAAAAGAGCUCUUGGAAUACUACAAAGAGUAUUCCUCUAAGCACAGAGAUAAUGAGCUAAAUGUGGGUUUGGAGGUGGAUGGAGCUGAAGGAGGUGCAACACAGGAGGAAGACAGGAAGUCAAAACGAAACGCUCAGACAGAGAUCAGUGGCAUGAGGGCCAAAGCAACUGAAACAUUUUUUUCAGAAUUGAGCAGAGAGGGGGGCAGUGGGAGACUGGGGGAUUUGGAGAAGAGCCCUGUUUUCAGAUCUAUUGCUCGCCACAUGGGAUACAACCUGUCAACUGAUGCACUGAUGGCUCACAAUCUCAGAGGCAUUGCGGUUAUUGUGUAUGGAGCACCACUGACUGAUAAAAGAAGCACAGCAGCAGGUCUGGCACACCGGUACGGUGCAGCAUGCCUGAGCAUCGAUGAUGUGGUCACAAAUGCAAUUCAAAGUGGAACCUCAGCUAUAAGCAUCACAGCACGCCAGAAAUAUGAGGCUGCGACUGCAAGGUGUGCUCAGAGGAGGGCUGCUCAAGUGGCUGAAGCUGCUGAUCCCAGACCUCCAGCAUGUCUGGAAGCCACAGUUUCAUCCUCAAUUUCAGCUUCACUUGAUUCUGUGGAAAAUGAUGCCACAGCUCAGCUGGUCACUGAAGACGCUCUCAGUGUCAUCUGCAUGGAGGGAGAAGUGAGUCUCUGCAGGCUCCUGCCUGAACAGCUGCUUGCUGACAUACUGGCUGAAAGAUUUCAGCGAAGAGAUUGUCACCAUGGAGUUGUAAUUGAUGGCCUUCAGUCAGUGUUCACUCACUCUGCAUCUAGCACGAUGCUGGUUGUUCUGAAGGCCCUCAGUAACCGCAAACACAUCUAUGUGGUCAAUCUUUCUGACUCCUAUGAUGCUGUGAAGGAACGGGAGAGACAGCAAAGACAAGUCGAAGAGUUUCUGCAAAAGCAAAGAGAUGAACGAGAAGAGAGGAGGCUACAGGAUCUGGAUGAUGAGGAAUAUGAGGCUUUGCCAGAAGAGGACAAGGAGCGUGUUCAACAAGUACACAUCAAGAGACUUCAGCAAGAGAAAGCCAGGCAGCUCGAGCAACUGGCAAAAGAAAAAGAAGAAAAGAGGAAACAGGAGGAAGAGCUGCAGAGACAGAAGGAAGAAAACAUGAUGAAGAAGAGCAAAAAAGGGGGGAAAAAGGACAGUAAAGAUUCAAUACGAAAGAAAAACUUUGAAGCAGCACAUUCUGCAGUAAGUGUGCAAAGGAUGUCAUCCUGCAGCAACUCUAAAGAGUCAUUUACGGAUGCAAGAGAGCGACAUUCAAGUGAAGAGCAUCAAACCAAAGAUCCACAUGAUUUAUCAAAGGGGCUGGAAGAUAUGAAACGUUUACAGACUCCUAAAUCCACUGACAGACUGGAGAUAGAAAAAAUUUCAGACACAAAGACAAAAGAAGAAGACAAAGACUUGAACCAAAUCACAGAGGAAGCAGAGAAAGCGCAAACAGAACAAGGAGAGGUCAAUAGAACAGAGGAACGUCUGAUGGAAAAAGAACAACUGACCAUAAAUGAGGGGUUACACUUUUUGUGUGAAGACAAUGAUGCUGAGGAUUCACAUAUGACAACAGAAGAGAGCAAAACUGAGACUUCUCAACAUUUACCAAAGCCAGAGGAAGAAAAGCAUGUUGAAAAUGAGCUACAGUGUCAGUUCAACAAAUAUGAGCUGAGCCAGGUUGAAGUUGGACAUAUUCUGCAGCACUGGGACCGAGCCAGGGGCCUGUUGCUGGCCCCUCUUAACCCAGGUCAAACCCAUCCAUGGUUGGAUGAGUUUUCAACAGGAAAACAGCUCCCUGCUGUCCUUAAGAAGAGUAGGAAAGGAGCCCUCAAGAACCUUUCUCCAGUGCCGACUCAGAGAGCAGCAUCAGCUGAAGCUGACUACAAGUCGCCCUCACUUGCCAUUCCUCAAAUUGUCUUGAAAAUAAUGGAGGGCGAUGGAGAAAGUACCUCAGAACAGCUCAUCAGCACCCUCCCUCUACCUGAUGAGGUGUUAGAUGAUUUGGGGUUAGGACCAGGUGGACCCCCGAUACCUCCUGCCACUAUGUUCUCUGUUGUUCCUUUCCCCACAUACAGAGACCAAACCAAGGUUCAACAGACAUGCUUCCGAUUCCUGCUUCCCCCUAUCCCAGAUGAGGAAGAAGAGAGCAAAGAUGUAGAGGAGGAAACACAAUUAUCUCUAAAGGAGGGGUCAACAGCCUCCAAAAUUCUCAAAAGAAGCAGUUUCAAAGAGAGCGCAGUGCCAAAGGACAGACAUCAAAAGGUCAAAGAGGUCCAGAAGAGCAAGAGAAUAAAUUCCAGCAAGACUAGAGAAAAGAGCUUGGAUGGGACACGAGAAGAAAGAAGCCUGAGCACAUUUCGAUGGGUUGUUCCAGCUGGCGGGGAGGUAGGUCUGAAGGUCUGGUUCUACUCAGAAACACCUGGAAAGUUUGAGCAAACCUUCAACUUUGAGCUUGUGGGGACCCGGAAACUCUACCAGCUGACCUGCAGAGGACUGUGCAGCUACCCUUCAAUCUGCAAAGACUACAUGACCUUGUUUGCCAAGAGUAAGAAAGUACCACGAACACAGAAAGGCCUUCAGAAAACGUAUGUGAUAAAACCUGGAUACUUUGAGUUUGGGCCUUUACUCUGCAGCAAAAGCAGAGACAGGUACAAGGAUGGCAGAUACCCAGAAAACACAGUGAAGCUUUUAAUUCACAACAACUCAAGUCUAGAGGCAGAGAUCCACUUUACCUUCCAACAUGACACUCAUGCUGCUACAUUUCUGCUGGACCCCCCAACCAUGACACUCAAACCUGACCAGAAACAGGAGCUGACAGUGUGGGCCUACCCAACAAAAGAAGGAGAAAUGAAGGACUGCAUUGUUUGUCAAAUCAGGGAUAAUCCUGAACCUGUUAUCAUCAGUCUGUCCUGCUGGGGGGUCCGGCCAGAGCUGGAGUUAGACAACAAGCACUUGCACUUUGGAAAGGUUCUGGUACACAGGGAGGAGAGCCACAGUGUGAACGUUCUCAAUAAGACAGUUCUACCAGUGUGCUGGAGACUUCAGGGUGUGGAGGAGUUAGGUGAUGAGUUUCUGGUGCCACAGGAUCAGGGUAUUGUCCCACCAAACACCUCUGUCCCCAUAUGCAUGAACUUUAAAGCCAAGAAACCACUUGCUGUCAAGAAGAUCCUACGUUUGGAGGUGUCAGAUAUGGAAAAUAUUCUUGGAAUUGUUCAAACUGAAAACAUUAUUGUCUCUGCUGAAGCCUACAACAUCGAAGUGGAGAUCACACCAGAUUGCAUCCUAGACUUUGGAACCAUCCGAGUCUCUGAAGAGGUCAAACUUCCUCUAAGGCUGAAGAACAAGGGAAAGUAUUCAUUAGCUUUCAAGUUUGUGUUUGAUCAGACCCCCAAAAGGCCAAAACUGGACUCCAUUUUCACAGUGUCCCCCCAGAGUGGAUCUCUAAUGCCUCAAGACAAGUCUAUAGGAGUGUGGGUCACCUGCAGACCCGAUAAGGAAGUCCUCCUCGUUAAACAACCCAUCUUGCAUUGCCAGGUGAUUGAUCCUAACACUGGGAAGGAGGACAAAGUCAUUGAAGUCAUAGAAAUCAAGAUUUCCGUUCAAUCUUUCUUCUCCAGAUAUGAGAUCACGCCUGCUUGUGACAUCAACUUUGGCCCACUUGUUUACGGCUCUAAAAAAAGCCAAACUCUCACCAUUGAAAACAAAGGUGUCUUUGAGUUCAGUUUUGACCUGGCCGCCCAAGCAAAACCAGGGGCUAAGAUCCCAUUUGGAGACAGUGUUUGUGCAAAACCAGUCAAUGCCAGUCUCAAACAGCGAAAAGAAUCCUUCCAGAAAGACUCAAAUAUUUUCCAGAAUCGACUCAGCAUGGGGGUGUUCUCACUCUUUCCGUCCGUGGGAAGCCUGCAGCCUGGAUGUCAGCAGCUCAUCACUGUGGACUGUGGAGCUGAGCUGCUGGGCUCCUUCAGCCAGAGUUUGUUGAUUGACAUCAGCGGUCGUGACCCUUCAGAUCACAACAGCGGCAUUCCAUACAGACUGCUGGCUGAAGUCUGCAGGCCAGGCAUACUGUUAGACAUGACCUCCAUCUUUGAGGAGCACCAUCUGUGCCAGCACAGCAGCCAGCUCUCCUCUGAACCGUUCUGCAACGCUGCUGGCAUUUACGUCCUGAAUGAGAACAAGUUCAUCUUCAACAAGGUCCUUGUUGGUCAGACUGCCAAGGCCCGCUUCCGACUCACCAAUAACAGCAAGGUUCCCUGUGUUCUCAGCUUGGCGGUCAGAAACGUCGGCGCCAAGGUUUUCCGACACGGAGAUGUGUUUGAUUUGGUUGCUACAACUCUAAGCGUGCCCAACCAGUCCCACGCAUUUGCUGUUGUCACCUUCACUCCUCCGAGCAUUCAGCAGUACAGCGCUGUGUUUGAGGCCACAAUAGAGGGAACCUCAGGAAUGGCUACUGCCCUUAAAAGUAAAGUGCUGGAGUUUGAAGUGGUUGGAGAAAGCACUCUUCCCAGUGUGUGCGUGCUGCGCCCAGCUCUGAAAGACAGCACCAAAAAUCCCCUGCUGCAGUUCAGACGGGUUUGGGUUGGACGGAGCGUUACACUACCUCUGGUUCUGCUAAAUGAUGGAAAUGUUCCAGCUGAGAUCCAGAUCGACAUGCUGGAUGAAAACAGAGUUUUUACCCUGAAAGCUGGAUCUGACCACAACAUCAGCUCCAUCCAGUCCCUGGAGCUCAACUCCUCAGCAGACUCAGAGCCUCAGAUAGUGCACAGAGCCAUCCUGAAGAUGAACCCUGGUGAAACAGCUGAAUUUGAAGUUAGCUUCUGCUCUAAUAAACCACUGAGUGUCAAAGCAAAGAUGUCAGUGCAAGUGAAGGACAACCAGUACAGCGGCAUCAUAAUCCAAGUGACAGGAGAGGCUUACCAGGAAGUGGUCUCUUUGGAUAUCAACAUGUCAAUUUAUGAUGUUGAUGUGGAAGAAGGUAAUUAUGAGCUCCUGCAUUUUGGGGAGUGCCAUGUGGACCAUCCACACCACAGACAUUUCACCAUGACUAACCACAGCAGAAACCAGGCACUGAGGUUUGAGUGGCCUCCCAGUGGACAUCAUGUUCACAUUUCUCCACAGGUUGGGCACCUUCAUGCUGGUUGUUCUAAAGAAGUGACCGUCACCUUUAGAGCCAAUCAGCCAGUGACUCUGAAGAACCAUCCGAUCAAGUGUAAAGUAUGUCAGGUGGAGUUCCAGCAGCCGAUAGAGCAAGUGAGUGACUGGGAUGACCGCCAGAAAACUGUUCAGUGGCAGAAUGCCUCAAAGCAGGCUUCAGAAUCAACACAGCAACCUACCAAUCCAGAGCCCAGCUACUCUGUGGUUGAAGGCUCUCAGAUGGAGUUGAAGUUAUGCAUCAGUGCAGUUUGUGAUUAUGCCAAGUUCAGCUGCAGCAACAACCGCAUUCACUUCAAAGACACUAUGCUUUUCCAAACCAGGAUCCACCAGCUGAAGUUAACAAAUGAGGGCCGCGUCAAAGUGGAAUUCUCCUGGAAAGUUUUCAUGGAAUCAAGCAGCAGUGCUGUGAAGCAUCAUGAAGGAACUGGAAGCUCCCGCUCUCCACCUGGCAGCAGGUCAGAGGGACCUGCAGUCCGUCCCUCCAGUGCUCUGGCCAGUGUGAUGUCUUUCCUCAUGACCUCCCCUGAGCUGCCUCCAUUCACGGUGGAACCGAGCAGCGGGACCAUCAAUCCCGGUGUAGCACAGACCUUCACCAUCCGCUUCUCACCUGUGGAGGUGACUCAGUUUCAUGGAAAGCUCCUCUGCAGUAUUCCUAACCUGGAAGACGGGAAUACAGCUCCAUGUAUCCCAGUUUAUGGUUGCAGCCUGUUGCCCUACUGUCAUAUUGACAUGGAGGACUCAGACUACCUGAGCCGCCGCAGACCUGAUCUCCAGGACCCGAUCAACCCAAACACCAAAGUUCUAGAGUUCAAAGCUGUUGGCCUCUUGGCAGCAUCAACACGAUGUUUCAGUGUGCUGAACACAACCAGUGAGGUGUACUCAUUCAAGUGGAGGUGUGAGGACACGGAGCUCGGCCCCUUCAGCUGUCUCACCCCUAGUGGUUCAAUCCAGCCUGGGGGAAAAGUAGAGAUGUGUUUUGAUUACUUCCCGGAACAGCAGGACCCAGUGGAAUCAUUCUGGAGCUUUCUGGUUGAGAGUCUCUCACUGAGCCUCCCCUUCCUGUUGGUGGGCACAGCCAGAGAGCCGCUUGUCUUUCUCAACAUGCCUCACCUGGAUUUUGGAGAAGUGCUUGUAGGUCAUACAGUGGAGAGCAUAGUUGAUCUGGUGAACCGAGAAGAGGAGCCUGUCCACUUCUCCAUCCUGCAGUCGUCUCUUCUCUCUGAAGAUCAGCAGUCCAGCCUCACUCUGCAGCCCAUGAGUGGAAGAGUGGCAUCCAAAGAUAGAUUGCCUCUGUCCGUGUCUUUCGUGCCAUCCGUGGAAGGACCUGUUCAUUUCCGACUAAAAAUGAAGGUGAAAAAGAAGUCAGAGCUGCUCCAUUUGACUGUAAAAGCCGACUGCUUCGCCAUAAAUGCUUUGCUUCAACUUGGAAAAGCAGAUGAACCCUUCAGAGAGGUUGCUCCCAACCUCCAGGAGUCUCUGGACUUUGGAACGGUGGGGAUUUUAGAGCUUUCGGUUUGUAAUUUCUUGAUGUCCAAUUUUGCAAGAUUCAUCUUGGAAGUGAAUUUUGAACUCACAGGUCCUGCAGAAUUUCUGCAGGACUUAGAAACAAAACCACAAACUGCUGUUGUUGAGGUUGGGAAGCAGCUGCAGGCUUCUCUCCUCUUCUGUCCUCGCAGCAUUUGCAUCCUGCAAGAUGUCCGGCUGGAUGUCAAGGUGAAGCUUGGACCGACAUUUAGCUUCAUCAUUAAAGGUCAAGCUGUAGCGCCGAGUCUUGAAUUCUCCUUCACCAGGUUCAGCUUUGGAAAAUUCUUCGUACUCUGUCCUGGAAUGACGCCUCCAUCCCAAACACUGAAGAUUACCAACAAAAGCAAAAGCGACAUCAGCAUCGAGUGCCAGUUCAAGAACACCGAUUUUCUUCAGGUCGACUUUAAAGCAGAAGUUUUACCUCCUGGAGCUUUAAUGGAAGUGCCGGUCACCUUUUAUCCUCGUGCAGAAUGCAGAUACCAUGAAAAGCUGACCUUCCUCUUCAAUAGUUGCAUUCAAAAACAGGUGGAGAUUCUUGGGCAAGGUGUUCAGAUAAAGCUGGACGUGGAGGAUCGGAGACAGAAAAAACUCAAACUGGGAGCUCUGUUGGGACAGAUGGUCAAAAAACAGAUCGUUCUUGUCAAUCACAGCAGCAUUAACCUUUCUUUCACCCUGACUCUCAGCGCAAACACACAACUGGAUCUAAAGGAUCUGUCAGUGAGUCCAGCAGGAGAGCUGAAGCUCAGAUCCAACGGAGGUUCUUGCACAGUGGAGAUUCGCUUCUUGCCUCGUCAGCACAUUCCUCCCUUCACUGCUGAGCUGCAGGCGGUGUUGGCAGACCUGUUACACCCCCUGCUGACCAUUCAGGGCUGCUGCCAGGGAGUUGAGGUGAAACUAGACCCAGACCAGCUCUCAUUUGGAGCUGUCGUGCAGCGUUGUCAGAGCAGAAAGAGGACUGUCAUGGUGAACACAGGUGACAUUGGUGCCAGGUUCUUUUGGAAGACUGAGAAUUUUCCUGCAGAGCUUUCCAUCACACCAGCAAAGGGGUAUAUCUGUCCGGGGAUGGAAGUUCCUCUUGACGUUACUUUUGCACCCGUGGAGCUCAGUGGUGACAGCAGAUAUGAGGAUCUGUGUUGUUCUGUAGAGGGCUCCUCUGCUCCACUUACUCUCACUAUCACGGCCUCCUGUGUCUCGGCCUCCACAAACAAAGAGAUGGUGAAUUUUGUUUGCCCCGUGCGUAGCUCUGAAACCAAGAGCUUGGUCAUCGUCAACCCCACAAACCAGCGCUGCAGGAUCACGCCAGUUGUUGAGGGCGAGCAUUGGACUGCAGCCAUGCUUGUGACCUUUGAACCUCACCAGAACAAAACAGUUGAUGUCACAUAUCAGCCUCUGACCAUGACUACAGAAGAAAAGAAACACCUGGGCUCCAUCUUUUUCUCCUUCCCAGACGGUAGAGGCCUGAUGUACUCUCUGCAGGGAACAGCUGAUCCGCCCAGAGCAGAGGACAGCAUUGUGAGAGAGAUAACUGCUAAAGCGCAGCACACAGAGCUGCUCCAUGUCAACAACUGGCUCCCAAGGCAGCAGCGGUUCCAUGUGCUUUUAGAGAUGGUAAAACCAGAAAAAUACGAUGCUACAGUGUCCCUGAAGGGUCCCAGCUACAUUGAUGUUCCUGCUCUGUCAAAGAGGAACUACAGAAUGAUUUUCUGUGCACACAGAGAGGGACAAUACAACACCAAGGUGACGUUUCGUAACAAGGUGACAGGUGAAUUCUUGUUCUACCUCGUCACCUUCAAACUCACGCCUCCAGGAGUCCUGUCCACAAUGGAGCUGCAGACAGCUGUUCGUCAGACAGUCUCAACCUCUGUUACCGUAGAAAACCCACUGAGCGCACCCAUCUGCCUCACCUCAGAGUGUAAAUGCCCUGACAUCUUUGCCCCCUCCCAGCUCACUGUGCAAGGAAAAUCCAAGGGUGUUUUGAGCUUUGAUUUCCAGCCGCUGACAGCAGGCGAGUCCACAGCACGACUGUCUCUGAUCAGUUCUGAGCUGGGUGCCUUCCACUACGACCUGCUCCUCAAAGCUCUGCCGCCUCCCCCAGAGAAACCUGUGCACUUCAGCACUUGGCUGGGCAGCAGCCACACCGCCACCAUUAAAUUCAUCAACUACUCCCGCAGUAAAACUGAAUACUCAAGCAAGAUCGAUAGUCCGGAUUUCAUCGUGACCAAAACUGUUGUUGCUGCUCCGGGCCUCCAGGUGGGGUCAGAGGUCAGCGUGGAGGUUUGCUUUGAGCCUCAUCAGCUUGGCGAAGUGAAAACGGACCUCAGUCUGUCCUCUGGGAUUCAUGGAGAGUACAUCUUUCCCUUACAUGGGGUCUGCCUCCCCCCUAAAGCUCAGGGUCCACUCAGCAUUAAGGCAGGUCACAGCAUCACAAUCCCCUUCAAGAACGUGUUCCUGCAAAGCAUUACAUUCACUGCUCAGGUGGACAACCCCUGCUUUACUGUCAAAGGACCAGACAACAUCAAACCAAAAAAGAUUCACAACAUCCAGGUUUCCUUUGAAGCUCCUGAUGGAGAGCCUGGAAGGGAGGCCUGGUUCGGAAAGCUGACCGUUUCCAGCGAGCGCUGCGAGGGACACAGCAAGCCUUGCUCAUGGGUCUUUUACCUGAAAGGAUCCCAGUGAUCAUAAAUAACCACAACAGGAAGCAGCUGAUCCGUUUUUAUUAUUUAGUAACUGUUAUAUAUGAAUUUAAUUAGAAUGACGAAGCUGCAAUACUUUAAAGCAUAAACAUUUUCUAAAUGACUUAAUAAAUUCUACAAAGUC
Messenger RNA from Oryzias latipes (Japanese medaka), 15122 nucleotides. RefSeq names its product HYDIN axonemal central pair apparatus protein (gene hydin). Gene Ontology annotation, biological process: cilium movement; axonemal central apparatus assembly. The record is from RefSeq and is a predicted model, not a curated record. NCBI's taxonomy places the organism in Eukaryota, Metazoa, Chordata, Actinopteri, Beloniformes, Adrianichthyidae. Gene Ontology annotation, cellular component: axoneme.